UCCGCGCGAAAAGACGGCCCUGGCGCGCCAAUUGCUUUUUCUAGCGUCCAUUCCACAACACAGCACAUGCUAAGGCUGAGCUGCGUCUUCACUCUCGCUUUUACGCCCAGCCGCUGCUUUUAAACUCUUUUAACGACAUUUUAACUUAAGUGUUUAACGCUAUUGUUAUCGCCCACCGAACGUCAUGCCAGCCAGGACUUCCCUGUCGUUGCCAGAGGAUGUCAGGAAAAGGCUGCAAGUGCUGCACGAAGAUGGAUCUUCAGACGAGGAUCACGUGAAGGAGAAGCUCAAACUGGUGCAGGAUUUCCUGCACGCCGAUGCUCAGGAUGCCCUCGGCAAUCUGGAGGAAAGGAUGAAAAGCUCAGAAAUCUCCAUGGAGGACUACAUCUCCAACGUCAAGUCCCUGCUGGGAAAGGAGCUCAACCUAGAGAACGGUGAGGAGUCCAACGGCAAAACGAACGGCCUCAGCAAUGGCUCCCACAAAGACAAGGACGUCGUUAUGGAGGAUGAGGAAGACGAGGCCAUCAAAUCGCCAAGCGCUCGAGGGAAAGGGCGCAAGAGUAAAACUGAAACCAAAAAAUCGCCGGCCAGUUCCAGGGUGACGAGAAGUGGUGGAAAGCAACCAACCAUUACGUCAAUGUUCUCCAAAGUUCAAAAACGCAAGUCUGAAGACCUGAAUGGAGAAGCCACAAAUGGAGAAACUGAAGUGAAACAAGAAGAUGUUGCUGAAGAGUCUCAAGAGAAACGCCUGAAAGUGGAGUCUGCAGAAGAAGUCAAAACUGAAACUAAAACAGUUUCAGCUGCAAAGACGCCACCUCCCAAAUGCCCAGAUUGCAGGCAAUAUUUAGACGACUCCGACCUAAAGUUCUUUCAAGGGGAUCCGGACACUGCGCUGGACGAGCCGGAAAUGUUGACUGACGAGCGCCUCUCCUUGUUCGACUCGAACGAGGACGGUUUUGAGAGCUACGAGGAUCUGCCGCAGCAUAGAAUAACAAAUUUUAGUAUCUAUGACAAACAUGGCCAUCUCUGCCCUUUUGACGCUGGACUGAUUGAGAGGAACGUGGAACUCUACUUUAGUUGCGUCGUUAAACCUAUCUAUGACGACAACCCCUGCUUGGAUGGUGGUGUUCCUGCCAAGAAACUUGGACCCAUUAAUGCCUGGUGGAUUACUGGAUUUGAUGGAGGAGAAAAAGCUCUCAUCGGGUUCACCACAGCAUUUGCUGACUAUAUCCUGAUGAAUCCCAGCGAGGAGUACUCGCCCAUCUUUGCACUGAUGCAGGAGAAGAUCUACAUGAGCAAAAUUGUGGUGGAGUUCCUUCAGAAGAAUCCAGAUGCCAGUUAUGAGGACCUUCUCAACAAGAUUGAGACUACAGUUCCGCCACCAGGCCUCAACUUCAACUGCUUUACUGAGGACACUCUACUGCGCCACGCCCAGUUCGUGGUGGAGCAAGUGGAGAGCUACGAUGAGGCAGGCGACUCUGAUGAGCAGCCCAUCAUCGUCACGCCCUGCAUGCGCGACCUGAUCAAGCUAGCAGGCGUUACGCUAGGGAAGAGGCGAGCUGCCAGACGACAAGCUAUCCGUCACCCUACCAAGAUCGAAAAGGACAACAAGGGUCCCACUAAAGCCACCACCACUAAGCUGGUCUACCUGAUCUUUGACACGUUCUUCUCGGAACAGCUGGAGCAGGAUGACAAGGAGAACGUGACCAAACGACAGCGCUGCGGUGUCUGCGAGGUUUGCCAAUCUCCUGACUGUGGCAAGUGUGCUGCCUGCAAAGACAUGAUCAAAUUUGGAGGAAGUGGCAAAAGCAAACAGGCUUGUAAGCAACGAAGGUGCCCAAACUUGGCCGUAAAGGAGGCAGAGGAUGACGAGAACGUGGAGGAGGAAGAUGUGCCGGUCAAGAGCAAGAAAGCGUCUCGGGUGAAGAGGAAGAAGCAGACUCAGUGCAAGCUGACAUGGAUAGGCGAGCCCAUUCAGUGUGAAGGCAAGAAGCAGUACUACAAAAAGGUCUGCAUGAAUGAUGAAGAGCUGGAAGUGGGCGAUUGUGUCUCAGUAUCGUCAGAGGAUCCGUCCACUCCGUUGUACCUGGCGAGGAUCACGGCAAUGUGGGAGGACAACAAUGGCAAGAUGUUCCAUGCUCACUGGUUCCUCCGCGGCACUCAAACGGUGCUCGGCGAGUCGUCCGACCCCCUGGAGCUCCUCCUUGUGGACGACUGCGAGGACAUCUCAUUGAGUUACAUACAAGGCAAAGUCAACGUCACCUACAAGGCACCCUCCGACAACUGGUUCAUGGAGGGCGGGUCUGAUGUCGACGUGAAAGUCAUCGAAGACGACGGUAAAAGUUUCUUCUAUCAGUUCUGGUACGACACCGAUUUUGCCCGCUUUGAGACUCCACCCAAGACCACACCAUCGGAAGACUGCAAGUUCAAGUUUUGUACCAGCUGCGUGAGGAUUAAAGAGCGUGAGGAAUGGGAAACUCCUCGCGCCUUUGAGCCCUUGGAUGAAGAGCACGACUCAAAGGCACUCUAUGCAUUGGGCUGCUUCAAAGGCGAGCAGUUCAGAGUAGGAGACAGUGUCUACCUGUCUCCUGAGGCCUUUACCUUCAGUGUAAAAGCAACCAGCCCGGUGAAGCGCUCCCACAGGAAAGAGGAUGUGGACGAGGACCUUUACCCAGAAUACUACAGAAAAUCCUCAGAUUAUAUUAAGGGCUCCAACCAGGACGCCCCGGAGCCGUUCCGAAUUGGCCGCAUCAAGGAGAUCUUCUGUCACCGGCGUAGCAACGGCAAGGCGGACUUGUCAGAGAUCAAACUACGACUGUACAAGUUUUACAGGCCUGAAAACACACACAAAGGCGUGAAAGCCAGCUACCACACAGAUAUCAAUCAACUGUACUGGAGUGACGAGGAGGUCACCGUCAGCAUGUCAGAUGUGCUUGGACGCUGUCAAGUCGAAUACGGAGAGGACCUUAACGAGCCGGUCCAAGAAUAUUCCAGCGGCGGAUCCGAUCGCUUCUAUUUCUUGGAGGCUUAUAAUGCCAAAUCCAAAAGUUUUGAAGAUCCUCCAAACCACGCUCGAUCUGCCACGCAUAAAGGAAAAGGAAAGGGCAAAGGGAAAGGUAAAGGCAAAGGGAAGGCUUCAGUCAUUCAAGAAACCGCAGAGCAGCCCACGGAAUCACAGACUCCCAAAGUGCACAAAUAUCGCACACUGGACGUGUUCUCGGGCUGCGGAGGUCUUUCCGAAGGCUUCCACCAGGCAGGCAUUUCCGAGACGGAGUGGGCCAUUGAGAUGUGGGAGCCGGCAGCGCAGGCCUUCAGGCUCAACAACCCGGGCACCACCGUAUUUACUGAAGACUGCAACGUGUUGCUCAAGCUGGUUAUGUCGGGCGAGAAGACAAACUCAUUGGGGCAGAAGCUGCCACAGAAAGGCGACGUGGAGAUGCUGUGCGGGGGUCCUCCGUGUCAAGGCUUCAGCGGCAUGAAUCGCUUCAACUCACGCACGUACUCCAAGUUCAAGAACUCAUUGGUGGUCUCCUACCUCAGUUACUGUGACUACUACAGACCAAAGUUCUUCCUACUUGAGAACGUGAGGAACUUUGUGUCUUUCAAAAGCUCUAUGGUCCUUAAGUUGACUCUGCGCUGUCUCGUCAGAAUGGGAUACCAGUGCACCUUUGGAGUCUUACAGGCGGGUCAGUACGGCGUGGCCCAGACUCGCCGCAGAGCCAUCAUCCUGGCUGCAGCACCCGGAGAGAAGCUGCCCCGCUAUCCCGAGCCUUUGCACGUAUUCGCACCCAGAGCAGUCUCCCUCAGCGUGGUGGUGGACGAGAAGAAAUACGUCAGCAACGUCACACGCGGCAACGGCGGAAUUUACAGAACUAUCACGGUGCGAGACACAAUGUCCGACCUGCCCGACAUCCGCAACGGCGCCGCCGCCUUGGAGAUCUCCUACAACGGCGAGCCUCAGUCGUGGUUCCAGAGGCAGAUACGUGGCACGCAGUAUCAACCUAUCUUAAGGGAUCAUGUUUGCAAGGACAUGAGCGCUCUUGUGGAAGGCCGCAUGCGUCACAUCCCGCUGGCGCCCGGCUCGGACUGGAGAGAUCUUCCCAACAUUGAGGUGCGUCUGAAGGAUGGUACCAUGACCAAGAAGCUGCGCUACACGCACCCGGACAAGAAAAACGGACGCAGUGGCACCGGCGCCCUAAGAGGCGUAUGCACCUGUGCCGGAGGAAAGCCUUGCGAUCCGGCCGACCGGCAGUUCAACACGCUGAUCCCGUGGUGUCUGCCUCACACGGGAAACCGCCACAAUCACUGGGCGGGACUCUACGGAAGGCUCGAGUGGGAUGGAUUCUUCAGCACCACGGUCACUAACCCUGAGCCAAUGGGAAAACAGGGUCGUGUUCUGCACCCCGAGCAGCACAGAGUGGUGAGCGUGAGGGAGUGUGCUCGCUCUCAAGGUUUCCCCGACACCUACCGCUUCUUCGGAAACGUCCUGGACAAACACAGACAGGUGGGCAAUGCCGUGCCGCCACCUCUCUCCAGAGCCAUUGGAAUGGAGAUCAAGAAGUGCAUUAUUGAGAGAAUGAAGGAAGAACAGACAGAAAAUAAUAUCAAACAGGAGAAGAUGGAAAUGUCUGACUAGUUUUCUCUCUCUACAGCAAUUCAUAAUUUUGGGACAGACAAGGGUCAUGUAUUCUUCUGUAUGAACUUGUUGGAUAAAUUGUAUGUAGUUUUUAUAUCUAUUGCAUCAAAUAAAGCUCUUAUCACAUGGCCUACUUCUUGUCAUCAUGUUUC
Molecule: messenger RNA, 4788 nt
Organism: Corythoichthys intestinalis (scribbled pipefish)
Lineage: Eukaryota; Metazoa; Chordata; Actinopteri; Syngnathiformes; Syngnathidae
Gene: dnmt1
Product: DNA (cytosine-5-)-methyltransferase 1
Exons: 33
Coding region: 185-4636 (1483 amino acids)
Biological process (GO): negative regulation of gene expression via chromosomal CpG island methylation
Cellular component (GO): nucleus
Molecular function (GO): DNA binding; DNA (cytosine-5-)-methyltransferase activity; zinc ion binding
Source: RefSeq, a predicted model, not a curated record